CCCCGCCGCCCGCCUUAUAAGCUGCGCGGCGAGCUGAACGCCGCGGGCUCAACUCCAGGCGGUUUGGGCCGUGACGCUCCUCGGCGAUCUCCUCCCUCGGCGAGCCCGCGGGCGGGCGCCCCUCAGCCAGGAAAGCCUGUCACACUGGUGGCUGAUGCCCAGACUGGACGACCACCCCUGGAGCGGUCCCUGCGCUAAGGGCGCGAAGCACAGAAGCCACCUGAGGGCCAGUGCCAGAGGGCUGGAGGCCAAAGUGGGAGAAAUGAUCACCUCCUCAGUGUCAGGCCCCUCUCCCCUGGUGGCCCACAGUGCCCGGGGCGCUGACCCGGCUCACGGGCCCGGGAGCGCUGCUGUGGGAGGCCAUGGCAGCAGCGGCCACAUCACCAGCUGGCAUCACCACCUGGUGCAAAGGAGCCUGGUGCUGUUCUCAGUGGGCGUGGUCCUGGCCCUGGUGCUGAACCUGCUGCAGGUCCAAAGGAACGUCACCCUGUUCCCUGAGGAGGUCAUCGCCACCAUCUUCUCCUCCGCCUGGUGGGUUCCCCCGUGCUGUGGGACAGCAGCUGCUGUCGUCGGCUUGCUUUACCCCUGCAUUGACAGUCGCCUUGGAGAGCCACACAAGUUUAAGAGGGAGUGGGCCAGUGUGAUGCGCUGUGUCGCAGUUUUUGUUGGUAUCAAUCACGCCAGUGCUAAAUUGGAUUUUGCCAAUAACGUUCAGCUCUCCUUGACGUUAGCAGCCCUGUCUUUGGGCCUUUGGUGGACAUUUGACCGUUCAAGAAGCGGCCUUGGGCUUGGGAUCACCAUCGCCUUCCUCGCCACUGUGAUCACUCAGCUGCUGGUGUACAAUGGUGUCUAUCAGUACACGUCCCCGGACUUUCUGUACAUCCGCUCCUGGCUCCCGUGCAUCUUCUUCUCGGGAGGUGUGACCGUGGGAAACAUAGGACGACAGCUAGCCAUGAUUGGGCUGACUGUACAAGUGACUCCUGGAAAACAGUUCACCUGUUUUAGAGCAGCAGACCGGGAAGAUGACCACUUGUGUUGAGAUGUCACCUUGCCUGAUGGCAUUCACGCCUGGGUCUGCUCAGGAGGCCCCAAGUGCAGGCCGGCCGGCUGCAGGGUCCCGAGGAUUCGGUUUCAUGUGUCAUUAAAAGCAAGUUGCCGUAUUUCCAAGCCUUGAACUAAAGCCUAACUACCAGCUCUGGUUUUGUAUCAGCGCCCAGGGGAGAGCUCGAUGGUGCUUACAAAGAUGAAGCGUGAUAAAAUAGGAAUAUUACUUACCCAAAAGAUCUCUAAAACAGGGUUGUGUAGAGAAAGAGAAAGGCAGGGGCGGCGAGCGUAGGGUGGCAGUGCCGGGCGCCCGGUCCCGCAGCUGCGCACGUGUCCCAGCGUACGGCCAUGCUUUUCAUUCCUCCGUGGAGUCGCAUGUAGACAAUCUUACCGAGAGCAGAAGGCAAUGAGAGGUCAUCGUUCUGCACUGUGAUGUGCUGGAAUGUCCACCUCAGUAUUUAUGCAGUUUAUCCAGAAUCCGUAAUCGUCUAGGAGGGGCACCUGCCUGCCGUGUGUCUCAGUCUUAGUGAGCCAAAAUCGUGUGUUUCUUUGAUACUCCAGAACAGAGAUGACUGUUUUUUUCCCACAGCCCUAUGGGAUUUGCAAUCUGUGAUUGCCUUGUAAAAAGAAGAGUGCGUAUGUCACUGUAUUAAACAUUUGGUGUUUCUAAAUACUCAAAGACGUGGUGAGCACAAUGUAUUCAUUUAAUGGCAUAGACCAUGUUUGUUAGACCCAGUUUGCAAGUACUGGGUCUUCAACUUCAAGUGCAAUGUAUAUGAAAACCAACCUGAGCCUUGUAUCCUCUUAAAUAUUUAUUUUUUUAACGUAUGAGGUGUUACAGAGGGUUCUCCAUUUCAGUGCUGCAUGGGGGCAAGAUUCAGCAACAGCCCCUCUCAGUUGUGCAGUUACUUCGUUGCUGUGCUCUCCACUGAGCCGGUCCUUUGAAAUACUCCAGUUUUGUGCGUUUAGUAAACUUGUAAUUUUUACUCACAAAUUUACCUUUUUGUAUUUUGCAAUUUAAAUGUUUUGGUUGUUUUACACUCUGUGAACAUGGCUGGAUGAAAAGACUCCUUCCCCCUGAGCAGCUGGCGGUCAGAGCCACUGCCAGCAGCCGUGGGCUGUGCUCUCAGCUCCCCUCACGUGAUGGUCCUCGUUGCAGUUGGGUUUUGUUUUGAGGAAAAUAUCCUGGAGUAAAUUUUAGGUUACUGUAGCUAAUUUGUUUUAGAGGAAUUUUGUUUAAAAGAAAAUAGGAUCAUUCUGAACUUUGCAAUGACCCCCUUACACAUUUUUCUGAAAUCACACAGCUAUGUGAAAAGAGUUUUCAAUGAGGCUAUCAGCAUUUUAUGAAAAACCAGAAGUUAUUAGAUGAGAGCAGGCAUUGAAUCUUUCAAAUAUACUUGAUCAUGCACAGUGAGUAUUUUUUUCUCUUAAACUGGAAAUAAAUCUAUACCUGUUAGAAACAAUGUAGCCAAAAGAUGUGAAUCUGAAGAAUUUUGUUGCCGAUACUUUAUAGCGAGUGUAUGAACCAAAGCCAUCUGAGUCUGUAGAAUGUCAACUAGUGUGAACACGCUUUGCACUACGCCAGGUUUGAACAUUAGCGGGAUCCACAUUCACACCAAGUUUUCAGCAUUGUGUUCUUUUGCAUUCAUUUUUUACUUUUAUUAAAGGUUCAAAACCAGC
This is a messenger RNA of Aethalodelphis obliquidens (Pacific white-sided dolphin), 2724 nucleotides long. RefSeq names its product insulin induced gene 1 (gene INSIG1). Gene Ontology annotation, biological process: SREBP-SCAP complex retention in endoplasmic reticulum; SREBP signaling pathway; cholesterol biosynthetic process. Gene Ontology annotation, cellular component: SREBP-SCAP-Insig complex; endoplasmic reticulum. The coding region runs from base 155 to 1039 and encodes 294 amino acids. The record is from RefSeq and is a predicted model, not a curated record. The transcript has 6 exons. NCBI's taxonomy places the organism in Eukaryota, Metazoa, Chordata, Mammalia, Artiodactyla, Delphinidae.